Messenger RNA from Caenorhabditis remanei, 1770 nucleotides. RefSeq lists its product as uncharacterized. Gene Ontology annotation, molecular function: acyltransferase activity, transferring groups other than amino-acyl groups. The record is from RefSeq and is a predicted model, not a curated record. Bases 1 to 1770 code for a protein of 589 amino acids. The transcript is spliced from 9 exons. Gene Ontology annotation, cellular component: membrane. Lineage: Eukaryota; Metazoa; Nematoda; Chromadorea; Rhabditida; Rhabditidae. Gene Ontology annotation, biological process: polysaccharide biosynthetic process.
AUGGACCGGCAAAAGCCGAAAAGAUUAGACCUACAAGGUAUUCGUGGUAUUGCGAUUCUCUUGGUGCUUGGUUUUCACUUCUUCCCAGAAUUCUGUCCGAAUGGGUAUCUUGGUGUGGAUCAAUUCUUCGUCCUUUCUGGAUUCUUAAUGUGUAUGUUAUUAAAACGAGCUGAAAAUCAAUCGACAUGCUAUCUGAUCACUUUGUUCUAUUCCAAGCGAUUCAAGAGAAUUCUCCCGUUGUACCUCCUCAUCAUCUUUAUUUCCAUGAUUUGCCUCUAUUUAUUUUUCCCAAGUACCUCAAUCGAGACCAAUCAAGAGAGUGCGAUUCAAGCACUACUUUUUGUAUCAAACAGGCCUAAAACCACACAAGAAGACUAUUUUCAACUGCUAGCCAUUGCAGUCGACAUCUUCACCCAUACAUGGUCUUUAUCUGUGGAAAUUCAAUUCUACUUUCUCGUCCCAUUCAUUUUUCUCUUCGCCGUUAAGGUUCCCGAGAAGUUCCAGUUAGGAUACUAUGGAACCAUUGGGUUUAUUUCCUUUGUCUAUUACAAUACACUGCCACCAACAUUAGCUUUCAACAGUGUUUAUGCAAGAAUUUGGCAGUUUUUGAUAGGAAUGGUUGUGUACCUCCUAGGCGUCUCAAAACCUCAGUUCCAAUAUCAAGUUCUUGCAAACGAAGGAGAUGAAGAAGAAGAGCUAGAGUGCCAACAGCACAUGAUAGAAGAGGAGAGUAAUUCAGCAUCUACCAUAUUCUCCCAACAUGCUGUAUUUGUCUUGUUGGCGUUUUUGAUAAGUGUCACUGCAUAUCCGCAUAAACUUCCAGCUUUGGCUAUAAGGCCAGUCAUCACAGUAGGUACGGGAUUGUUGAUGCUCUUCACUGAAGAUAAUAUUAUUCUAUCGAAUAGAGUUUUGACCUACAUCGGAGAUAUUUCCUAUUCUUUAUAUCUCAUUCAUUGGCCAAUCUAUGCAUAUUGGAAGCUCACGUGCGAUGGAGACACAUUUUUAUUGAUCUCUGCUCUCGUUGGAUCUGUCAUCCUCGCAAUCAUCACCUAUGAAACAUAUGAGAAAUGGUACUUAAAAUUAUCUUCCACAAAUGUAUACAAACUGGCUAUAAUUGGGAACAGUUGGGCAGCUAAUCAUGGAAAAAUGUUCUACCAGGAGUGUUCAUCUAAAGCAAAGAGUAUCAUGCAAGGAUCCGCUUUUGCAUGUGAACCACUCUACGCUACUGGUCAAACUGAUAUUUGCAAAGCUAAUCUAACAGACUUCCAGGAACGUGUCAAGAAAGAAAAACCAGAUUACGCGUUCAUUAUUACUAGAUUCAAGUCUAUUGGAGAUCCUUGGCCAAAAGGAGUGAAGAGUUUCAAAAAUGAUAAAGUUUAUCAAACAAUGAAAGAACAAAUGCUGAAGUUCCUACCAAAUAUAAAAUACAAAUUAUACAUUCUUGACUCCAUUCCUCAAGUGGACAGUAGAUACAUUUUGAAAAUUGUUGGGCUUUUGAAAAAUAAUACAAAUCUAGUUAAUAUUGAUAAAAAGUUAGUACGUCAUGACGGGUAUGAAAUGGCAAGGAGUCGACAUGCACAACUAAUCAAGGAUUGUAAAGGAAGAUGUGAGAUGAUUGAUUAUCUACCGGAAUUCUAUAACAACGCAACUAAAACAUUUCGAUAUUUUGAUGAGAGAGGAUUCUCGUAUUGGACAAUGCCUUCUCAUUUAUCACCUCAUGGUAUUGAGCACAUCAGACAUCUCUGGACUGAUAUUUGUAGAAAAUUGUAG